Messenger RNA from Oncorhynchus keta (chum salmon), 2283 nucleotides. It is a transcript of the gene map2k4b, whose product is annotated as mitogen-activated protein kinase kinase 4b. Gene Ontology annotation, biological process: protein phosphorylation; MAPK cascade. Lineage: Eukaryota; Metazoa; Chordata; Actinopteri; Salmoniformes; Salmonidae. Gene Ontology annotation, molecular function: ATP binding; JUN kinase kinase activity. The coding region runs from base 217 to 1497 and encodes 426 amino acids. The record is from RefSeq and is a predicted model, not a curated record. The transcript has 13 exons.
CGCCCCAUCUGGCGUAGCCUAACUGUUACGCACCGUCUUCCGUGACUCAGGAGUGUCCAUGGUGCAGAAUCGGGUGCCAUAGCACAUCUAUAGACGUGGCCGUCGUAUGCUGUGCUGCGUUCGCUCGGCUGGCGCAGUGUCCCGUGUGGAGCGAGAGAGGGCGAAGUUUACUCUGCCUGCAUUGCAGCCUGAGCGCUGCUGGAAUCGAACACAACAAUGGCGUCUCCCAGUUCCAACAGCAACUCAACAACCUCCAACAGCAACAUCGCAGGAUCCACCUCGCACCAUCAUCACCCGCAAACACAACACAUGACCACCGUCAGCAACAUGCAAGAAAUCAACACGUGCUGGAGAUGUCAAAAUGAAACAGGGUUUCAGAUAAGCCUGUCUGGAGUGCCCCAAAGUAAACGUAAAGCCCUGAAGCUGAACUUCGCCAACCCUCCAGUGAAGCCAGCUACCAGGUUGCCCCUCAAUCCCUCACCUUCAACUGCCCCCUCCUUCCAGAACCCACACAUAGAGCGUAUGAGGACACACAGUAUCGAGUCGUCGGGGAAGCUGAAGAUUUCUACAGAGAAUGCCUGUGACUUCACGGCCGAAGACCUGAGGGACCUGGGGGAGAUCGGCCGCGGGGCCUACGGCUCCGUCAACAAGAUGCAGCACAAACCCAGUGGACAGAUCAUGGCCGUCAAGAGGAUCCGUUCCACGGUGGAUGAGAAGGAGCAGAAGCAGCUGCUGAUGGAUCUAGACGUGGUGAUGAGGAGUAGUGACUGUCUCUAUAUCGUCCAGUUUUACGGAGCUCUCUUCAGAGAGGGCGACUGUUGGAUAUGUAUGGAACUAAUGUCUACCUCAUUCGACAAAUUCUACAAAUAUGUAUAUUGUUCGUUAGAUGACGUCAUUCCAGAGGAAAUAUUAGGCAAAAUCACAUUAGCAACCGUUAAAGCACUGAACCACUUAAAAGAAAACUUGAAAAUAAUUCACAGAGACAUCAAACCUUCCAACAUUCUCAUGGAUCGUAACGGUAACAUCAAGCUGUGUGACUUUGGCAUCAGCGGCCAGCUGGUGGACUCAAUAGCCAAGACCAGAGACGCAGGCUGCAGACCCUACAUGGCGCCGGAGAGGAUAGACCCCAGUGCUUCCAGACAAGGCUACGACGUCCGAUCAGACGUGUGGAGUUUGGGGAUAACCCUGUACGAGCUUGCCACCGGCAGGUUCCCCUACCCCAAGUGGAAUAGUGUGUUUGAUCAGCUGACCCAGGUGGUGAAGGGCGAGCCGCCCCAGCUCUGCAACUCUGAAGACAGGCAGUUCUCCCCCAAGUUCAUCAACUUUGUCAACUUAUGCCUCACAAAGGAUGAGUCAAAACGGCCAAAGUACAAGGAGCUCCUGAAACACCCGUUCAUCCUGAUGUACGAGGAGAGGUGUGUGGAUGUGGCCAGCUACGUGUGUCGCAUCCUGGACCAGAUCCCAGCGUCCCCCAUCUCACCCAUGUACCUGGACUGACUGGGGGGGACACUUUGCACCGCAACACACAUGCCGGGGGGCAGUACACCGCAUGACAUCUUAGCCCUCAGAUACAGAGUUACAAUAGUAUCAUCUGUUUGUUUCCAUGUUCCAAAGAACACGAGAACAAUUUCAUAUAAAAAAACGUAUCGCCCUGUGCAAUACGAUAAUACACACACACACUCACGCUUGUUCAGUGUCAAUUAAAAUAUCUAGAUUAUCCUCCCGUCUUCAGACAGCUAAACUUGAAGACAUUCAGUUGGCUCAACGUAUGUAUGACGUUCAUCUUUUUUUUAUGUGCUAGAAAAAAGGGUUAGAGUACAUAUACUGUAUAUGUACAGGUGUGUGUGUGUGUGUGUGUGUAUGUAUGUAUGUAUGUAUGUAUGUAUAUAAAUAUAUAUAUUAGUACCAGUCAAAAGUCUGGACGCCUACUCAUUCCAAGGGUUUUGUUUAUUUUAACAAUUUUCUACAUGGUAGAAUAAUAGGGAAGACAUCAAACUAUGAAAUAACACUUAUGGAAUCAUGUAGUAACCAAAAAAUGUGUUAAACAAUAAAACAUUUGUUUUUGUUUUUUUGUUUUGAGAUUCUUCAAUGUAACCACCCUUUGCCUUGAUGACAGCUUUGCACACUCUUGGCAUUCUCUCAACCAACUUCAUGAGGUAGUCACCUGGAAUGUAUUUUAAGUGUCUCUACUUUUACUGGUACUAUAUAUUUACGCACACACACAUACUUGAAAAUCGAUGUAAACGAAUACAGAAGUUACCAAAUAAACAUGUUGGAAAGUGA